This is a messenger RNA of Gongylonema pulchrum, 336 nucleotides long. The record is from the annotation of a GenBank genome assembly. Lineage: Eukaryota; Metazoa; Nematoda; Chromadorea; Rhabditida; Gongylonematidae.
AUGAUUAUUCGUUCUGCAGGUUUGUCCAGUGAAGCGCAUAUCACUUCGACACAUCAGGAAAGAGAUGGAAUGGUCAGUAACGAACCUCAGAGGACGACUUCGACCCCCGAGCCAGUCGCUGAUAAAAAUGAGAAGAUUGAAUUCGAGUCACCCGCUAUACGGAAUACUGAGAAAUCAAUAGCAGCUAGUGGCAGUGGCAUCGCGGAUCAAUCAGAGUUGCCAGAGAAACAAACUUGCGAAAAACAAGUACCACUUUUGGGAGAAAGCGAAGUGACAAAUAACGAUACGGGAAAUGUUUCAAGGCCUACUCUCGCCAUCCAAAGCGGUAAAUUAUAA